This is a messenger RNA of Lathyrus oleraceus (garden pea), 1423 nucleotides long. Its product is annotated as expansin-A9. The transcript is spliced from 3 exons. The record is from RefSeq and is a predicted model, not a curated record. The coding region runs from base 1 to 864 and encodes 287 amino acids. Lineage: Eukaryota; Viridiplantae; Streptophyta; Magnoliopsida; Fabales; Fabaceae. Gene Ontology annotation, biological process: plant-type cell wall organization. Gene Ontology annotation, cellular component: extracellular region.
AUGGCAUUCCCUUUUGGAGCCGUUUUGACUUUAUCAUUGCUCUUUCUUGUUGUAUUUUCAUUUCCUAAUGUGCAUGCAAAUGGUAUCAGCUCCUCAUGGAAACAUGCAGCUCACAAUGUUAUUGGAUCAAACCAUGUGGUUGAUGUCCCAAAACAUCAUGGCCGCGAGCUUCGAACUGGUCUAUGGAAGAAAGCACGUGCCACUUUCUAUGAGGGCAGCGUUGGAACAUUUGGUGGAGCCUGUGGAUACGAUGAUGUGGUUAAAGAUGGGUAUGGCUUAGACACAGUAGCAUUGAGCACAGUUUUGUAUAAAAAAGGUAAGAAAUGUGGUGCGUGUUAUGAAAUCCAAUGUGUGGACUCUCCAGGGUGUAAGAAAGGGACAACCUCUAUUACUGUGACGGCAACAGACCUUUGUCCUCCCAAUUAUGCCCUACCAAGGGACAAUGGAGGAUGGUGCAACCCACCAGGACGGCAUUUUGACUUAGCCAAACCUGCUUAUCUUAAAAUUGCUGACUACAAAGCUGGCAUUGUGCCAAUCACAUACCGCAGUGUACCCUGCAAGAGGAAGGGAGGUAUUCGGUUCACGAUCACAGGGAAUCCUUACUUCAACUUAGUGAAAGUGUCAAAUGUUGGAGGAGCUGGAGAUGUGGUAGGAGUGCAAGUAAGAGGUGAAGACAAACUGAAAUGGACACAAUUGAAGAGAAAUUGGGGUCAAAGAUGGGAGACUAAUGCCAUGUUAUGUGAAGAGACAUUGAGCUUCAGAGUGAGGACAAGUGAUGGAAGGUGGUCCACUUCAAAGUCUGUUGCCCCAAAGGGCUGGCAAUUUGGUCAGACUUUUGUAGGCAAAAACUUUGGCAAGAAAUAAUAACCUUUAGAGUAACGUAAUCAGGGUUUGAUUCAAUUAUUAUAUUUUUUAGUGAGAGAUAUGUAGAAAUAAUAAUGUAUGAAUAUGUAUCUAAAUUUAAUUAGAUCAAUCAAAGUAAAUGGUAUAUAAGCAAAAAGAAGUUCACAUCCUUCUCUUUUUCUCUUUUGGGCUUCUUAUUGUGCCCUACCAUUUAACAAAUUCAUUCACCAGACUAGAGAAAGACGUAAAAUAGAAGCAAAACUGAGGAAAAUUUUACUCACCGUCAGGGUGAAUUAGCCCUGAGAAAACUAUUAACUUAAAUUUAUAUAUGAAUUUUUAAUGAUUACACAUAAAACAGCUUAAAGUACAAACCUUUUCUGAGCAACCUGCAUCAGUAAUAAUAGAAUACUUGGAAAACCUUGCUUCUCAAAUGAAGAUAUCAACCUCAGAUCAAGAUAGAGCGCAUAUUGACACAGCAGUCUUCUUGAAAAAGGAAUCAUGUGUCUGAGUCAUGCCUUUCUGGGGAUCAAACCUCUAUUAUAUCUUUUCACUGAAGGUGUAUGACAAUUUUGCUCUGAAU